Artibeus jamaicensis (Jamaican fruit-eating bat) is the source of this 2203-nucleotide messenger RNA. RefSeq names its product interferon regulatory factor 5 (gene IRF5). The transcript has 9 exons. Lineage: Eukaryota; Metazoa; Chordata; Mammalia; Chiroptera; Phyllostomidae. Bases 187 to 1683 code for a protein of 498 amino acids. The record is from RefSeq and is a predicted model, not a curated record. Gene Ontology annotation, biological process: immune system process; regulation of transcription by RNA polymerase II. Gene Ontology annotation, molecular function: DNA-binding transcription factor activity, RNA polymerase II-specific; RNA polymerase II cis-regulatory region sequence-specific DNA binding; protein binding. Gene Ontology annotation, cellular component: nucleus.
GGCUGGUAGAGAAAGGGGAACUGAGCCACCCGUCUUCUGAGGCCUGGGGGCAGUGGUGGGGGCUCUCCCACCCUCCCUGGCGCAGCCUGGAGCUGGGCACUGCUCAGAGGAGAGGCCUGCACAUGGGGACGCCUUAGCAGGAGGUGGCACUUAGCAGCUACAACCACAAAAAAAGACCCCUCUGCCAUGAACCAGCCUGCCCCUGGGGCCCUGCCUCCACCCCGCCGUGUGCGGCUGAAGCCCUGGCUGGUGGCCCAGGUGAACAGUUGCCAGUAUCCAGGGCUCCGCUGGGUCAAUGGCGAAAGGAAAUUGUUUUACAUCCCUUGGCGCCACGCCACGAGGCACGGCCCCAGCCAGGAUGGGGAUAACACCAUCUUUAAGGCCUGGGCCAAGGAGACAGGGAAGUACAUGGAGGGGGUGGAUGAGGCCGAUCCGGCCAAGUGGAAGGCCAACCUGCGUUGUGCCCUGAACAAGAGCCGUGACUUCCGCCUCAUCUACGACGGGCCCCGGGACAUGCCGCCUCAGCCCUACAAGAUCUACGAGGUCUGCUCCAAUGGCCCCACUCCCGCAGAGUCACAGCCUACUGAGGACUACAUUUGUGGCACAGGGGAGGAGGAGGAGGAGGAGGAGGAGGAGCUCCAGAGGAUGUUACCAAGCCUGAGCCUCACAGAAGCGGUGCAGCCUGGGCCCCCCAUGGCACCCUAUUCUUUACCCAAAGAGGAUGUCAAGUGGCCGCCCACUCUCCAGCCACCGGUGGCACUUGGCCCCCCUGCUCCAGACCCCUGCCUCCUGGGCUCUGCCCCUGGGGACCCUGCUGCCUUUGGGGAGCUUCUCCCUGAGGUUCUGCCGAGCCUGCAGCCUGGGCCCCUGGCUGGCAGCCUAGCCCCCCAAGGCGAGCAGCUCCUGCCCGACCUGCUGAUCAGCCCCCACAUGCUGCCCCUUACCGACCUGGAGAUCAAGUUCCAGUACCGGGGGCGGCCACCCCGUGCCCUCACCAUCAGCAACCCUCACGGCUGCCGGCUCUUCUAUAGUCAGCUGGAGGCCACCCAGGAGCAGGUGGAGCUCUUCGGGCCUGUGAGCCUGGAGCAGGUGCGUUUCCCCAGCCCCGAGGACAUCCCCAGCGACAAGCAGCGCUUCUACACGAACCAGCUGCUGGACGUCCUGGACCGUGGGCUCAUCCUCCAGCUACAAGGCCAGGAUCUCUAUGCCAUCCGCCUGUGCCAGUGCAAGGUGUUCUGGAGUGGGCCCUGCGCCUCAGCUAACGGCUCGCACCCCAACCCCAUCCAGCGGGAGGUCAAGACCAAGCUCUUCAGCCUGGAGCAUUUUCUCAAUGAGCUCAUCCUGUUCCAGAAGGGUCAGACCAACACCCCACCACCAUUCGAAAUCUUCUUCUGUUUUGGGGAGGAGUGGCCUGACCACAAACCCCGAGAGAAGAAGCUCAUCACUGUACAGGUGGUGCCCGUAGCUGCUCGAUUGCUGCUGGAAAUGUUCUCAGGGGAGCUUUCCUGGUCAGCCGAUAGUAUCCGGCUACAGAUCUCAAACCCAGACCUCAAAGAUCGCAUGGUGGAGCAGUUCAAGGAGCUCCAUCACAUCUGGCAGUCCCAACAGCAGCUGCAGCCCAUGGCCCAGGCCCCUCCUGCUGGCCAGGGGCCCUGGCCAAUGCACCCAGUUGGCAUGCAGUGAAGUUGCAUAUAGUGACUGAAGCAGGCUUCCUGAGAGGCUAUGUGGACUGUUGUGAAGGGCCUGAGUUCCAGAUUCUCCCUGCAGAAGCUGAGGGAGGCUGGGAGCCAGUUCUGCUUCCGGGCCUCUGACUUCUGGACAUGGCUCUCUGCUAGCUCCGGUGUGCUGGCUCUGAAGGAAUUCAGCCAUCAACACCAGUGAGCAGGCAGGGCUUCCCGUGAUGCCAGGGCCUAAAUGUACAGAGGAAGUGGCCCCAGAGUGCCCCAGUUUCCUCUGGCAGAAAGCCUAGAGUUCUGUGGCAGGUUCCCCUGGUGGGGCCUCUGCAGGUCCUGGGCCUGAUUUGGGGGGUUCCCUAGUUUGAGCCUCACUUCCUCAUCUUUCUCCUUUCUGAGACAGAUUUGAGCACUUAGGUAUUGCACCAAAUACUUAAGGCUGGCAGCUACCUCCUUUCUUGUGAGUCCAAGAGCUUGGGGUAGAAAAUGGAAUUUUAUGUAUUUUUGGAUUAAUAAAUGUUAAAGACACA